AUCGGUGUCAUGCAGACGAAACGUCCACGCCUUAGCACUCGUGACGGUAUUCGUCUCGCAAACUUGAACGGAACAACUUAUUACACUCUUACAAACCAACGGCAUAGUUCACGACGAACACAAGGCAAGCUCAGACUCGCACCCGUUUCCUGGUCACCGGCCAGGGCGCGGGAAGGUCGGUCACAGGUCGGUCGGAAGGUCGGUCGCGGGGCGGGACGGGACGCCCUUGGCACGGCGCACGGCCGUGCUCCUUGCUUUCUAUCAUAGAUCUGAACCAGUGUGGUGCUCCGCACCAAGAUACAGUGGGCUGCGGCCAUGCCAUCGAAGUCAUGCAUGGCGCGUGGACUCGGCGAGCUCGGGCUCGUAGUCUUGCUACUUGCCAAUGUCGGCUCCGCAACAGCUGAGCUUGGGCGACGCUCACUCGGCAGCGCAGCUGGGUGUCUGGACCUUGGCGCGAACUGCAAUCCCGCGACGGGCAGCAAUGCUGCCGGCAGUGUCAAGUGCUGCGCUGGCAUUUCGUUCUGCUCAGCAUCGGGAAAGACCGGAAAGAACAACGCCUACAAGUGCGCGGCGGUUUCGGCCCCUUGUCCUGUGGGAUUGUACUAUCAGUCAGCCGCUCCCACCUUCACCUCCGACCGUGGAUGUAUGCCGGUGACAAUCUGCAGUGCCGACCAGUACGAGGCCGUCGCUCCCACUUCCCUCUCUGACCGCCUGUGCCAUCAGGUGACUAAGUGCGCAAUGGACCAAUUCCAGGCCUCCCCACCUACCUGGAACGCAGACCGUGUCUGUGCCCCGGUGAGCCCCGCUUGCCACGCCGGCAUCACCUUCCAGUCCGCCGCCCCCACCGGCACCUCGGAUCGCAUCUGCAGCCCAGUCUCGUCCUGCCUGGCUGAGGAGUAUGAGGUGUCCGCACCUACGGCCCUGGCCAACCGGGUGUGUGCCAAGAUUCGUGUGGCCUGUGGCGUGGAUGAGUACGAGUCCGCUGCACCCACUUCCAUCAGCGACCGUGUGUGCCGCCUCCUUACGGUCUGCACCGAGAGCGAGUUCCAGUCAUCUGCGCCUCAGUGGAACAAGGACCGCGGCUGCAGCGAGCACAGCGUCUGCAACGCAAACGAGUAUGAGGCUGUCGCGGCUCAGUGGAACGCCGACCGCAAGUGUGCCCCAGUCACUGCUGUGUGCCCUACUGGCACCUACUCGGCCGCGGACCCCACACCCACGGCCGACCGCCAGUGCGCCCCAGUCACCGCUGUGUGCCCUACUGGCACCUACUCGGCCGCGGACCCCACACCCACGGCCGACCGCCAGUGCGCCCCAGUCACCGCUGUGUGCCCUACUGGCACCUACUCGGCCGCGGACCCCACACCCACGGCCGACCGUCAGUGCGCCCCAGUCACCGCUGUGUGCCCUACUGGCACCUACUCGGCCGCGGACCCCACGCCCACGGCCGACCGCCUGUGCGCCCCAGUCACCGCUGUGUGCCCUACUGGCACUUACUCGGCCGCGGACCCCACGCCCACGGCCGACCGCCAGUGCGCCCCAGUCACCGCUGUGUGCCCUACUGGCACCUACUCGGCCGCGGACCCCACACCCACGGCCGACCGCCAGUGUGCCCCAGUCACCGCUGUGUGCCCUACUGGCACCUACUCGGCCGCGGACCCCACACCCACGGCCGACCGCCAGUGCGCCCCAGUCACCGCUGUGUGCCCUACUGGCACCUACUCGGCCGCGGACUCCACACCCACGGCCGACCGCCUGUGCGCCCCAGUCACCGCUGUGUGCCCUACUGGCACCUACUCGACUGCGGACCCCACGCCCACGGCCGACCGCCAGUGUGCCCCAGUCACCGCUGUGUGCCCUACUGGCACCUACUCGGCCGCGGACCCCACGCCCACGGCCGACCGCCAGUGUGCCCCAGUCACCGCUGUGUGCCCUACUGGCACCUACUCGGCCGCGGAUCCCACACCCACGGCCGACCGCCAGUGCGCCCCAGUCACCGCUGUGUGCCCUACUGGCGCCUACUCGGCCGCGGAUCCCACGCCCACGGCCGACCGCCAGUGCGCCCCAGUCACCGCUGUGUGCCCUACUGGCACCUACUCGGCCGCGGACCCCACACCCACGGCCGACCGCCAGUGCGCCCCAGUCACCGCUGUGUGCCCUACUGGCACCUACUCGGCUGCAGACCCCACGCCCACGGCCGACCGCCAGUGCGCCCCAGUCACCGCUGUAUGCCCUACUGGCACCUACUCGGCCGCGGACCCCACGCCCACGGCCGACCGCCAGUGCGCCCCAGUCACCGCUGUGUGCCCUACUGGCACUUACUCGGCCGCGGACCCCACGCCCACGGCCGACCGCCAGUGUGCCCCAGUCACCGCUGUGUGCCCUACUGGCACGUACUCGGCCGCGGACCCCACGCCCACGGCCGACCGCCAGUGUGCCCCGGUCACCGCUGUGUGCCCUACUGGCACCUACUCGGCCGCGGACCCCACGCCCACGGCCGACCGCCAGUGUGCCCCAGUCACCGCUGUGUGCCCUACUGGCACCUACUCGGCCGCGGACCCCACACCCACGGCCGACCGCCAGUGCGCCCCAGUCACCGCUGUGUGCCCUACUGGCACCUACUCGGCCGCGGACCCCACACCCACGGCCGACCGCCAGUGCGCCCCAGUCACCGCUGUAUGCCCUACUGGCACCUACUCGGCCGCGGACCCCACGCCCACGGCCGACCGCCAGUGCGCCCCAGUCACCGCUGUGUGCCCUACUGGCACCUACUCGGCCGCGGACCCCACGCCCACGGCCGACCGCCAGUGUGCCCCAGUCACCGCUGUGUGCCCUACUGGCACCUACUCGGCCGCGGACCCCACGCCCACGGCCGACCGCCAGUGCGCCCCAGUCACCGCUGUGUGCCCUGCUGGCACCUACUCGGCCGCGGACCCCACACCCACGGCCGACCGCCAGUGUGCCCCAGUCACCGCUGUGUGCCCUACUGGCACCUACUCGGCCGCGGACCCCACACCCACGGCCGACCGCCAGUGCGCCCCAGUCACCGCUGUGUGCCCUACUGGCACCUACUCGGCCGCGGACCCCACACCCACGGCCGACCGCCAGUGCCAGACGUGCUCUGAGUGCUCUGCGUUCCAGUUUGUGGUCACGGCCUGCUCCAGCACCUCGGACACGGUCUGCACGGUUCAACUGGAUGCACCUGACCGGCCCGAGACCCUCUACCUUGAUGCCCGCGCUCUGGCCUCGCACGCCAGCCAGCCCGCCGUCGUCACCAGCUGGGCCGACCUCGACCCUGCGCGCGCAGCCACCCAUGUGUUCACUUUCACGGGCGGCUCCAACUGCAGUGUCACGGCAUCCGCCUCUGCCCCCGCCGUGAAUAUGACCGGCACCUGCCUGGGCCGCCUCACCCUGCCCGCCAAGACGCCGCUUCUGAACUGGGGCACCAGCAACACCUCAGAGUUCACAGCUGUUGUGCUCCACAGGCCUCGCAUUCCCAACGCCGGCUCUAGGCAAGUCCUCUACAUGGGCAACUCGACUAUCGGGACCAACUCUGCUUUCAUCUGGUACAACCAAGCAGUGGCCCGCAUCGGUGUCAACGCCGGUGCUUCAGAUGUGAGCGCCACCAGCUUACCGGCGGUCAACACCUGGGUGCUUGAGUUUGUAACUCGCACGCAAACGGCCGGCGGCCGAAUGGUUCUCAGUCUUCACCGCCGUUACGCCACCGACACCUCCUUCACGUCCUUCACCGGAAACGGCUCAGCGGCAGGCUAUCCUGUGGGCUUCAACGAAAUAAACCUCGGCCGCUACUGGCGGCUGGCGCCCAUAUAUGCCCCUGAGGAGGAGCUGGGCGCCCUGAUGCUGUACAACAGGGCCAUUGACGGCAACACCAUGGACCGAGUGUUCGCCCACUACAGGGACCGGAUGGUUUAGGCAGCCUCCAGGUGUGGGCGCGCGCAGGGGCCCGGCAGGCAAUCGGCGGCUGCCAGAGCGAUACGGCACGGGCCGUACUUCCAUGUGGUGUGACAUGCAUUGCAGCUAGUUGGGGCAUGUCAGAUGGACAGGCGCUGCCUUUGUGAUGUGCUUUAUGCAGGGUUAGAUCCCUGAAUUCAUGUACUUUAUUUAUUGCGGGCUCUUACAGCAAUGCGUUUGAGCUGCACCACAGCUAUGCUGGUGUCCACUCCCGACUAUGAUAUAGGGAGGCAAAUAAAGGCCGUGUCCAUUAAUUACGGGCUUGCAAUGUAUGCGGUUUUUUGGCAGAUGGCGGGGCUCAGUACCGUGUCCCAUAAGAAUGCGGAUGUUACAGAGGGGACAGUCCCAGCACCCAUAAGAGUGUUAGAAGGUGUGAAGAGGCGCUGUGAAUGCGCUGCACCAUGCUGCCAAACGCUACCUAUAACGACGUACGUGUAUGUGUAGGUUUUUGACUGCGUGCACAACACGUCUGCAAUAAAAGUUCGAACUCCCAUUCAUCCAUCGCGUUUAUGCGGCGUUGAGGCAUAUGCGAGCAACCAAGUGCACCUAUGAAUCAUUACGCAUGGUGGGCAAUCCCACAUGCUGGUUGUUGUGCGUGUUCACUAGGGAUGGAGCGCGUGGUGACUUGGCCAUCUUACUUUGACGUGCCUGCAGCUGUUGAAACACACAGAGCCGGGUCACGGUGUACUGUUUGGCUCAUGGGAGGCACGCUACCGUGCGCACGAGGAUUGAGUAAUAAAGCGCCGGAGGCGCAAAGUGCGUAUUGCCACGAAAUCUGGCACGGCAAACAGCCGUGUCUCGUGCAAGGGGUACGUGCAGCCUUGCGCUUGUACGCACACGCACAAUAAGCAAGCGCAUUGACAGGAUGUAUGCGGUUAGGAAACCCAAUUUUGCGCGUAUGUGACUGGAUGUCAUACCAAAUCUGAUAGUUUGAAUCACCGGCAAGCAUGCGCGGGAGCUAUGUUUUAUUAUGCGUGUGUGCGCGUGUGACCUCAGCAUGUUAGGCCUUCUGCCUGGCAGAAAGGCGCGCGCCCCUAUUACGGUACCGUAUGGUUGUGCAAGCGUGCGUAGCCGCCUUGGCGGACAGUGGCAGUGGAGGGACAGGUGGUGAUCUGGUGAAGACGUGCAAAGCUUGGUGCCCUAGGCUGUAGUAGGUGCAGCCCGCGGGGGAGUGUUGAUAAGGGGUAGUUGACUAAACGGGUGACGGUCUGCCCCUACCCCAUGCGUGUCAGUGCGAUGAGGCUAGGAACAUAUUAGGCCGAGAGCAAGCCCAACCUAGACUAAGUCACACGUAUAGGAGCACAAGCGAGAGGUAUCUGACUGCAGUCUGGCAGUCUAUGUGACCUGAGCGACUC
Molecule: messenger RNA, 5324 nt
Organism: Chlamydomonas reinhardtii
Lineage: Eukaryota; Viridiplantae; Chlorophyta; Chlorophyceae; Chlamydomonadales; Chlamydomonadaceae
Exons: 5
Coding region: 316-3930 (1204 amino acids)
Molecular function (GO): protein binding
Source: RefSeq, a predicted model, not a curated record